This is a messenger RNA of Engraulis encrasicolus (European anchovy), 3075 nucleotides long. Its product is annotated as MAP/microtubule affinity-regulating kinase 3-like. Bases 952 to 3075 code for a protein of 707 amino acids. The transcript is spliced from 18 exons. NCBI's taxonomy places the organism in Eukaryota, Metazoa, Chordata, Actinopteri, Clupeiformes, Engraulidae. Gene Ontology annotation, cellular component: cytoplasm. Gene Ontology annotation, biological process: microtubule cytoskeleton organization; protein phosphorylation; intracellular signal transduction. The record is from RefSeq and is a predicted model, not a curated record. Gene Ontology annotation, molecular function: protein serine/threonine kinase activity; ATP binding; tau-protein kinase activity.
CCCUGAGCUGCAGCCAUCUUGGAUGUCCGUCAGUAGCGCAUAGCGCAGCAGAUAUGGCCGGAAUAGGAACAGGGCCGCCCUAAAGCUAAAGCUCAGCCCGCUUCAUCGGCCUCCAAACACGGGCACAUCUACAAGGUCCCCCCGCUACUGGACACCAUCGCCAAACGGAAUAAUGAAAAGUGACCUUUACGCGCAAACGGCGGCGUGAUUGUGUCUGGACUGGGGAUUGUGGAUUUACGCGUCGGUGGUGUCUGUCUGUCUGUGGACUGCGGAGGAUAUCGUAUCGUACUGGGGCCUGCACAGCAGAGCAGGGCUCUAAAUUAACACCAGCCAACCAGCCAAAGGCUGCUCAUGCUGGGGAAGACCAACGUACUAACUUGACCCAUUAGCGAGUGUGCGUUUUGGGCUGGUAAGAUUAACAUCUACAAGCCAUUUUGGCUGCUAAUAAAGACAAUUGAAUUUAGAUAGAGCCCUGCCUGUUCAGCAUAGACGGCUUGACUUGGGGUAUUUUCCUUCCGUACUCCGGACAUCCGAUACUCAUAGUAAACGGAAACAACAAGCCUUAAAAAGGAGUCGCUUUACAUUACAGCUCUGGACUGUAGCUAUUGUCAGUAUUUCUCUCCUGAAUGUAUUUUUCGGUUAUAACGGAAUAGUGAAAGGCAAUAGGAUGACAUUGUAGUAUAUCAAAAUAGUCGUGACUGACUGUGUGCCGUAGUCUGGACAGACUACUACCGGGGGUGUCUGAUAUCAAGGCAUCUAAAGGUUGUAACUUUUUUCAGGCAAGUUUGAUUCAGUGAGUCCGCUGUUCGGUCAUUUGGUUUCUGGUUUCCAGACUCCAUGGUAUUAUUUAAGGCUCUGCCUGCCGUCUCGCAAGUUUGCGUCCCGUCCCGCCGAGGGGAUUUGGUGCAGUGAAGUCUACAGCAGCUUAGACAGGAAGAGAAGACGCGAGACAUGUCAACAAGGACGCCACUACCCACCGUCAGCGAGCGCAAGACGGAAAACCACACGUCCAAUGGUCACCGCGGUGAUGGGUCUCGGUCUGCGCGCUCGAGUGGGCGGUCCCGGACGUCCGGGGGAGGGGCGUCGGAAGACCCGCCCCCUCACGUGGGAAACUACCGACUCCUGAAGACCAUCGGGAAAGGGAACUUCGCCAAAGUCAAACUGGCACGACACAUCCUCACCGGCCGAGAGGUUGCCAUCAAAAUUAUUGACAAGACACAGCUGAACCCCACCAGCCUGCAAAAGCUCUUCAGAGAAGUUCGCAUCAUGAAGUUGCUGAACCAUCCCAACAUUGUGAAGUUGUUUGAGGUGAUUGAGACUGAGAAGACUCUGUUCCUCGUGAUGGAGUACGCCAGUGGAGGGGAGGUGUUUGACUACCUGGUGGCCCAUGGCAGGAUGAAGGAGAAGGAGGCCAGAGCCAAAUUUAGACAGAUCGUCUCGGCUGUACAGUAUUGUCACCAGAAACGCAUCGUACACAGAGACCUGAAGGCUGAGAACCUCCUCCUGGAUGCGGAUAUGAACAUCAAGAUCGCUGAUUUCGGCUUCAGUAACGAGUUCACUGUGGGCAGUAAACUGGACACCUUCUGUGGGUCACCGCCCUACGCAGCACCGGAACUCUUUCAGGGUAAGAAGUACGACGGGCCCGAGGUGGACGUGUGGAGUCUGGGGGUCAUACUGUACACGCUGGUCAGCGGGUCACUACCCUUCGACGGACAGAACCUAAAGGAGCUGCGUGAGCGUGUGUUGAGGGGUAAAUACCGGAUCCCCUUCUACAUGUCGACUGACUGUGAAAACCUGCUCAAGAGAUUCCUGGUGCUCAACCCCCUCAAACGAGGAACACUGGAGCAAAUCAUGCGUGACCGCUGGAUUAACGUGGGCUCAGAGGAGGAGCAGCUGAAGCCGUUUACAGAACCCGAAUCAGACAUCUCAGACCAGCAGAGAAUAGAGGUCAUGGUGGGUAUGGGCUACUCCAGAGAGGAGAUUGAAGAGUCGUUGUCCAAGAUGAAGUACGAUGAGAUCACGGCCACAUACCUGCUGCUCGGACGCAAAGCCAAUGAGGAGAUCAGUGAGUCCAGCUCCAGCAGCUCAUUGGCUAAGAACAGAGCCUCCACCGAGCUCAACGGCCAAUCACCUUCCCACCUGAGAGUGCAGAGGAGCGUCUCAGCCAGUCAGAAGUCACGACGCUACAGCGAUCAAGUGAGUCCGGCGUCCACUGGCUCCGCCUCUAAAAGGGGCGUGUCCAGUUCUGGGGAGGGGGAUGGGAAGCUGGAGGGGGGUGUGGGGGUGCGUAAGUCGUCCUCACACACCACCCCGUCACACACCCCCUCCUCGCGCACACACACUCCCCCCUCCCCCAUGCUGGGCAACGCAGCCAAUCCCAACAAGGCAGACAUCCCCAAGAGAUCCAGCAUCGCCACGCCCAACAAUGCCGCUGGCAUGUCUCGGAGGAAUACAUAUGUGUGUACAGAGCGGAACAAUGCUGAUCGCCUCUCUGUGAUUCCCAACGGCAAAGAGAACAGUGCGUCCUUGUCCCCUAGCCAGAAGGCUCCCGAAAUAUGUCCUUCAGGUUUAACAAAAGAUCUUGCCAAUGCAUUCGGAUCUGUGCCACAUGAGAUGUUGUGGACAGCGUUCAACUUCUUCCAAGUCCCAGAGACCAUCACAGGGCUGGUCAAAGCGUACUUCCAGGACCUGCAGUUCUGUGUCACAGCCCAGGCUAGUACAACUGCCUGGCAGCACCUCGAGGUUGGCAUUAUGGCGGGCUGCACCAUUUCUCCACUGGCGUUUACCAUGGCUAUGGAGCUCAUCAUACGAGCAUCGAGAUGGGUGGUUGGAGGGGAACGGUUGAAGAAUGGGCUGCGUCUUCCUCCAAUCAGGGCUUAUAUGGAUGACAUGACGACAAUAACAACAACACCUGCAUGCACCAAGCGCCUACUGGACAAACUCCAGGGAAACAUCCAAGGGGCACGGAUGGCGAUCAAACCUAGCAAAUCCCGCAGCUUAUCCAUUGUCAAGGGCCAGCUUACAAAUGAGAGGUUCCACGUCAACAACGAGCCAAUACCAAACAGUUUUCUGUAG